This is a messenger RNA of Syngnathus typhle (broad-nosed pipefish), 2060 nucleotides long. It is a transcript of the gene eif5a2, whose product is annotated as eukaryotic translation initiation factor 5A2. Gene Ontology annotation, biological process: positive regulation of translational termination; positive regulation of translational elongation. NCBI's taxonomy places the organism in Eukaryota, Metazoa, Chordata, Actinopteri, Syngnathiformes, Syngnathidae. Gene Ontology annotation, molecular function: translation elongation factor activity; RNA binding; ribosome binding. The transcript is spliced from 5 exons. The record is from RefSeq and is a predicted model, not a curated record. The coding region runs from base 105 to 563 and encodes 152 amino acids.
UCACGUGAGCGCUUACCUGCACUUCCGCCAUAUAAAAUAUUUUACGCAGGCGAAUCGGGUUCUUUUUUUCUUGUGGCGUCAGUACUUCUCAAAGCAAGAUAAGCAUGGAAGAUGAUUUUGAGACUGGCGAAUCUGGGGCAUCUGCCACAUUCCCUAUGCAGGCCUCUUCCCUGAGGAAGAAUGGCUUUGUCAUGCUGAAAGGGCAUCCCUGUAAGAUUGUGGACAUGUCUACCUCCAAGACUGGCAAACACGGCCAUGCCAAGGUCCAUCUUGUUGGAAUUGACAUUUUCACUGGCAAGAAGUAUGAAGAUCUUUGUCCAUCUACUCAUAACAUGAACGUUCCCUCUGUGAAGAGGAAGGAAUACCAGGUCCUCUGUAUAAACGAUGAUUUUCUGAGCCUGAUGGACGAUGGUGCCGUUACCAGAGAUGACCUUCGAUUGCCCGAAGGCGAUUUGGGAAAAGAAAUUGAGAAGAAAAUGCAGAAUGGGGAAGAGUUUUUCGUCACGGUGUUACAGGCUCUCGGUGAAGAGCAGGUGAUGAGCACUAAGGCCGCCAACAAUUAAGCCGAGCUCUCCUUUUGCUGCCUGCGCUCGCUGCACAUUUUUGCUUCGAGUGUCUCCGUGGUGCUGGAUUGAGGUAGCCGCUUUUUUUUUUUGUUUUUUUUGUGGGAGGGGAAACCCUGCUAUUUGGGCUACAGCGACUACAGUCACUGAAACUAGCAGAACAUUCAGCCCAAAUGUUGGGCUUUUAUUAUUUCAUAAAAGAAAGUUCAAUGUAAGACUGUUCAUAGAUUUAUGAACAAAUCAAAAUUCUUCAGUUUAAAAUAAUAGGCUUUCUUUUUUGGGGGAAUAUUGAAACCUGUCUAAGUAAUAAUUUAGAAGUUAGACAUCGUAGCAAACAAACAAACGCUUCGCUAGGUCAUGCAACACAGUCAACGAAAUAAUAAUUAUUGUUUUUUUUUCCAUCAUCUUAGGUAGUGGGUGGAGGGAAAGUGCUACGUCUGUUUUGUAUGUAGAAUAGUUUUGGGCUGAGUGCUUCGUCAGAUGUCUAUAUUACUGUUGAACUGUUGUUGCGCUGGAUUAUCGGACCUUGGCCGAAUGUUUACGUUUCCAAGCCAGAACCGGUGGGGAGAAUGUCUUGCAAUCGUUUCUCCACCAACUGCAAAUAUUCUCAACGUCUCCUCUUAUGUUGCGUGUCAAAUACUAUUUUAAAGUUAAAAAAAAAAAAAAAAAGUCUUGUUUAGGUUUUUAAAUGUAAUCAGCAUAUCUGCAGUGUACUAUUUAAUGGUUCAAGUCAACUUCAUGAGGUUUUUUUAAACAGGAUUUAUUUGAGACAAAGAAACAUUACUGAUGUUACUGAUGACAAAACAGCCUAGUCCCCCCCCCCCCCCCCCCCCCCAAUUCAAAUAGGUGAAACCCCAGGUAGCUCGAGGACCAAAGCAUGCAAAGGUGGUUCAGGUUGUAUCUUGUCGUACAUCUGUGGAAAUGCUGCGUCAGGCGAGUCUUGCACAACCUAAUCCCUGCUAGCCUGUAGGCCUCAACUGUCCGUAUUGAAAGAUGCUAACGGUUUUGAUGCAAAUUUGCUAGGAAGUUCUACCGCUCGCGCCUUAAAGGCUUUCGUGACGUUUGCUCCCUGAAUCCCCGAAUUUUUUUUUUUUUUUUAGCUCUUAAAACCUGUGUUUCAUAUUCUGCCAUGAGCAGUAACCAUACCGAUUCUCAGGGUUUAGUGUUAUUUUGCCAGGCAACUGUCAAAAGUGUUUUUUGUUUCGUUUUUAAAGCCAUUUGGUGCAUCUUACUGUUACUUUUAUUAGACUUUGGAUGCCAUAGCAUAGGUUCCUUUAGUGCUGCUGCCUUUUUUUUUUUUCACUUUCCGACUGUACUGUUUACAAUUGAGACAUUCCAAAUACUCUAUCCUUGUGUUAUAUCUGCAUGUGGUGUAGUAUAUCUGUUGUUCAGUUCCACAUUUUCUUCAACUGUGUAUUUGGUCAUAACGACUGAGUGUUUCAAAAAAACAACAUGUAAACUUAACGCCAUACUGGGAAAAAUAAAACUUAAUCCUAA